Messenger RNA from Lolium rigidum, 1005 nucleotides. RefSeq lists its product as uncharacterized. The transcript has 3 exons. NCBI's taxonomy places the organism in Eukaryota, Viridiplantae, Streptophyta, Magnoliopsida, Poales, Poaceae. The coding region runs from base 159 to 803 and encodes 214 amino acids. The record is from RefSeq and is a predicted model, not a curated record.
UUAUCUAAUGGUCUACAUCGACUGACUGAUCCCGAAGCGUCGCUAGGUACCUUCUUACUUCCUUCGAUCCCGUUAAAUAGGCCAGCAUUCGUUACUGGGCUUCUACUCCACAAAACGAGUUAGGUCGCACCAGGUUGGUCGGGCCGUGAAUCGCUUAUAUGGGCAUAGAGUUUCAGCCCUUUAUAGUUCUCGUCCAGAAUCCACGGAGCUUAUCGCUAGCGGUAAAAAAAAGAAGAGUAGCCCUCGUCCGUUCUUCUCGUUUCCUCUUUGUUCUGGUCACGCCGCCGGGGGAUAGGCCACCUACCGAUCGAAAACCAGCAAGGCGAUUCAACCCCGAAGAAACAGUGAGGCAAAGCGACGGCGCCGACAAGGUUUGGAUGGCGGGAAGGCUGCGGAGUGGACUCCUUCCAUACGGACCUAGGAUUCUUCGAUCCGCCGGUAGACCCGGCCCAUCAUCAGAGAAAUGCCUCUCCUUCCGUUUGUGUGGGCGGCAUCGUGAUCACAGUGCGCGAACUGAAACCGUCAGCACCCUAAUCACGGUGGGAUUGCCGUCCUCUUUCCUGUUGGAUUUUAAUUCAGGAACUGUUGAUAGGGAGUGUCUGAUCUUCAUCUGCGACCAUGGCUGCUGGACAGGUGCUCUCCUUUAUGCAAUUUUAGCUCCGUAUCAUAUUGUUUCCACACCCAUUUUCAUCAUAUUUAUGUCAGGGGGUACUAAUACAACUACAGAAAAGUACCAUAUGCGUCGCUAUUUGUUGUUCUCGAGGAAGAAUGGCAAGCUGAAGAAGCCAGAUGCUAUGGGGUAGAAACGUACACAAUGUUUGCACCUCCUCAGCAGAGUAGCAAUGUGGAAUCACCGUUUUCCACUUUGGUAUACCGUUAUGAUCUGUAAUGGUGUAUAGAAUACAUGUAUUUUAAGUAUGUGUCCUCUAUGUUGUAUAUGGUCUGUCCAGCCUAAACACUAACAAUUCAGUGAUUGUUGUCAUCCAAGCAGACUAAGCUUUAUUA